UGUAUGCUAUAAUCCAGUAUUUCUAUUGUAUGAUAAAGCAAUUAGUUUGUUUUUAUUUGGGGGGCUACAAGGUGAUAUCAUUGUUGCAACCUUGGACCUUAAAAAUGAUGAGGUUCCUUGAAAAGGAAACCACUUGGGAAUUUUAAAAAUGUAGCUGCUUGUUCUAUCAUAUUUUGGAGUGCUUUUACAUUCUUCUUGUCUAAUAAUGUACAUAAAUAUGAUAUUUGUUGGUUCAGAUCCGCCUUCUUUUGGCUAUCAGUUAAGACAUAGGAGAGGAAAAUUAGAAACUACUCGUGCUCAGUACAUAAACACAAAGGAUUUGAGGCUGACAAUAAGCACUUGGAAUGUUGCUGGAAGAGUUCCGGAUGAAAACCUUGAUAUUGAUGAUUGUAUUUCUUCAAAAGAGCCAUCGGAUAUCUACAUUUUCGGGUGAAAACAGAAGAACAAAUGGGAUAUAAGUAUGGCGAGGCUUGCUUUCAUUUAUGUUUCUAGUAUUAUGUACCAUUUAGACUUAAAUUUUUGUUUUAUUUCGACAUGUUAUGCAUAGAAAUACUUGGGAUGUUG
Rosa chinensis is the source of this 564-nucleotide messenger RNA. RefSeq names its product type I inositol polyphosphate 5-phosphatase 2-like. The transcript has 3 exons. NCBI's taxonomy places the organism in Eukaryota, Viridiplantae, Streptophyta, Magnoliopsida, Rosales, Rosaceae. The record is from RefSeq and is a predicted model, not a curated record. The coding region runs from base 206 to 433 and encodes 75 amino acids.